AUGAGCCAUAGUCGACAGCUUGGCGGUUACAUCACACUGCUGCAGGUCGCGGAGUCCACCGCUGAUCAGGACUACGACGAGGUUUCUCCGCGUGCGUGCAGGUGGAUUGCGACGAAGAAGACCGUGAAGAGCAUUCGCACGCCGUCGUACAGGGGAGCGCCUGGACCGACUCCGGAUUCCGGAUGUCUGUUGGAUCCCUUUGGUUACACGCAGACCAUUCCUGCUCCUCCUGUCGAUUCAUGGGUCUUGUAUGAUGAUAUACACGACAGGUGGAUGCACUACGAGGAUCAUAUCGUACCUGCAGGUGAGGUGUGCGUUGUGCCAGGGGCGUGUUCCCGUGACUACAUCGAUUGGUUCUUCCGCAUCUCCCAUCCUUUCAUGACACCAGGCCACGCAUUAGAUCCUCUGCCUCAUGGUCACGCCCCGCAGCCCCGAGUCGUCCCUCAGGCCCCGCAGACGGAUAUCUCUCGCGUGCCGGAGCCAGGAGCAUCGUCGACAUCUGCGGAGGAGCCCAGACAUGCAGUGGAAGUUUGUUAUGACAUUGCUGAGAGGUUGAAGCGCCAUCUAAGUCUAGGGUUGGUCAUGCUUGGCUUAUCGACACAUGAGGUGAUCGAAGAAUGCCUCAGAUUGGCCAGGAGUUCACUAGGAAAAGUGAGUCUAACUUUGGAAGAUUCAAUGAUGAAGCAAUUUUUGAGGAUGUUGAGGACAACUUUGAGUAGUGUGACGAGAAUGAUGGGAGGCCUGAGAUUUUUUUAUGGCAAAGUACAGAAGAAGGAAAAGAGAAAGGGUCUUGAUCUUGUUACCACACUUGAACUUAUUGAGAAGAACUUUGUCAUUAUUGAUCCAAGGUUGGUUGAUAACCCCGUUUUAAGAUGA
Molecule: messenger RNA, 876 nt
Organism: Glycine soja
Lineage: Eukaryota; Viridiplantae; Streptophyta; Magnoliopsida; Fabales; Fabaceae
Exons: 5
Coding region: 1-876 (291 amino acids)
Source: RefSeq, a predicted model, not a curated record